Alosa alosa (allis shad) is the source of this 2303-nucleotide messenger RNA. It is a transcript of the gene tmem106c, whose product is annotated as transmembrane protein 106C. NCBI's taxonomy places the organism in Eukaryota, Metazoa, Chordata, Actinopteri, Clupeiformes, Clupeidae. Bases 237 to 1073 code for a protein of 278 amino acids. The transcript has 8 exons. The record is from RefSeq and is a predicted model, not a curated record.
UUUGCAAAACAACAGUCCUGAAAAAGUCGAUGUCGCCUAUCGGAAAGAACUGGUCGAUUUGACGAUUUAGACGAUUGCCCAGCUGAAGUGAUAUAGCAGUGUGUGAUAUGCUCCUCUUAAAGAAUUUCAAGAAUAGAAGAACUGAAAUAUCAGCCCUUCGCCAGUUGGUCACUUUUAUGGUUUGAUUGUACACGGAAAAAGGUACCCAAAACAGGUGGGUGAAGUGGUGACAGCUAAUGGGAACUUACUGGUCUCAAAACAACCGGACUCUCCUAAAUCAGUCCGACAACAGGGGCAGGACAAGCCAAGGCUAUCAGGCAGAUGAUGAUGACUCCUUGGAUGGCCUGGAUAGACAGGAAGACAUUGCACAGUUUCCAUAUGUGGAGUUCACCGGACGAGAUAGCAUCACAUGUCCAACUUGCCAAGGCACUGGGCGAGUCCCCUCAGGUCAGGUAAAUGAGCUGGUUGCUUUGAUUCCAUACAGUGAUCAGAGGCUUCGUCCUCAAAGAACGAAACUGUAUGUGGUGCUGUCUGUGGUGCUGUGUCUGCUGGCCUCCUCACUGGUGGCCUUCUUCAUGUUCCCGCGGCCUGUGGGGGUGGAGGAUGACGGUAUUUGCACGGUCACCGUACACUUUGAUCACAACAACAGCAGAGUGCUUAUCAACAUGACGAGCUCUUUGAACUUCAGCAACUCCAAUUUCUUCACGGUGCUGGUGGACAGCAUAACCUGUCAGGUGCUCUACAUGAAGACUGUGAUCGGGACCCAGCAGCUAGACAAUGUCAUCCGGAUUCAGCCCCUUAGUCAAAGACAGGUGAACUUCUCUGUUAGCAUGGAGAUCAGUGGGAGUCUCUCUUAUGUCUAUGCCUUCUGCACCAUGGCCAGCAUUAAGGUUCACAACAUUGUUGUCUUCAUGCAGACCUCUGUUAAAACAUCCCAUAUGGUCCGCAGCACCCAGAACACCCUGGAGGCAUAUCGCUACAUUGACUGUGGCUCAAACUCCACAGUACACCAGUCCUCAGCCAUCUUAUGGUCUGAUCCACAUCGCAAACCCAGCAUCCGCCUGCUGAGCUAAAAAAAAAAGAGACAUAAGUGGUUUGAGAUGACUGGGGUCAUCUGCGGAGAUGGAAGUGGGGUUUGAUUUAUGUAGUUACCUUCAAGGUUUGUUUAAUUGGCACCAAAACAAAAGGGAGUCGUUUCCAAGAUUUAGCUUCUCUGGGCUGGGUUGGAACAUGGGAACGUGUUGCCUCUGAUGAGGUGAGGGCUACUUGAGUUUCUUUUCCUUGAAAAAGCUUUCAGAGCGUCAUUUAGUUGCACACAAUACUGGUUUUGUUACUACUGAAUUAGAAACACUUGAAAGUUGCUGCUCUUGGCUUUUGGUUUACUCCAUUUCAAGAGCCCUUCCCUUUUGAGUAGGGCAUGGUCCAGGAAAUGAGUACGUCAGUAUGAUCUGGAUGACUGAUGAUGAAUUGUGCCAAUUAUGAGCAAAGAAUCUUGUGUUAAAUUGGUAAGCAUUCAGGCUUCAUGAUUUUGAUAAUUUUCCGAAUUAUAGGCUUUCUGAUUUGAAGUUGAUGAAGCCUUCAUUUUUUAUGGCUUUUAAAGCUUUCAACAAGUAUCUUCAACUGGACAAGCUCACGUCCUCAGCCUCAAUCCAGUCUCAUUUUUACCGAGUGGUAGGGUGCAGUUUUACUAACUAUGCUUUUUCAUACUGAUUUGAAAGGAAAGACUGCUGUUUUUUUCUUCCUUGAAUAAUAUAUCCAAAGAUCAUUUUGCCUGUGUUUACAAAAUAACUUACUUUUUCACAAUUUACAUAUCAAUGUUAGACUGAGAGGACUUUGUGCUGUCUUUGCUCUGAUUCUGUCUGUUGUAGUCAGAGGGGUUACUGAUGUAAAGACCAGCUGUUACAUCAUGUGACUUUGCAAAAUAAGAAAAUGACCACUGCUGGUAACGGUUUCAAAUGGUUAUUGGUGUUACUUGUCUCCAGUAAGACCAAACGCAUGCUACUUUAAACUAUGCAACGUUUACCAAUGAGCUAUAUAAUAUUUAUUUUUAGAGAUUUUAUUUGUCAAAAUUGAACUUGAAGAUUUGUCAUAUAAUGCUAAAUUAUAAAGUAAAGUGAAAUGUAAUUUUGAAAUAGAAUGGUACUUUGAUGUUUACAGAAAAAAAAAAGCUGACCUGCAAGAUUCCUUGAAAUGCAGUGUUUUAUAUUGAAAAAGGAAAAAAAUGUUCCACCAUAGUGUAUUAUGUGAAAAAGGGAAAGGCCAAUAAAUAAAGUUCUCUAAUAAAUGAAAAUGGUUUUAAUGUG